This is a messenger RNA of Hydatigera taeniaeformis, 1635 nucleotides long. The record is from the annotation of a GenBank genome assembly. Lineage: Eukaryota; Metazoa; Platyhelminthes; Cestoda; Cyclophyllidea; Taeniidae.
UACCAAAUUGCUCAUCUGGGUGAUAAUGACGACGAGCCUGAGUUCUCUUCAGCCAUGCCCCUGGAAGAAGGUGAUACUUUUUAUUUCUCACCUCGUCCAUUGAAGAACCUGAUUGAAGUUGACACCAUUGAGAGCCUUUCCCCCAUCACCGGUCUUCAUAUUGCUGAUCUGGCCAAUGAAGACACUCCUCAAAUGGCUGUACUUUGUGGUCGGGGUCCGAGGUCCACAUUCCGACUUCUUCGACAUGGCUUAGAGGUUACUGAAAUGGCCAAGUCUGACUUGCCCGGCAGCCCAAACGCAGUAUGGACAGUAAAACGGAAUUCCGAAGAGGAGUACGACUCCUUCAUUAUCGUCUCUUUCGUCAACGCAACUCUUGUGCUCUCCAUCGGCGAGACCGUGGAGGAAGUGACUGAUUCAGGGUUUCUGGGUACGACGCCAACUCUUACGUGCUCACAAUUGGGCGACGAUGCCCUAGUGCAGGUUUACCCAGAUGGCAUUCGGCACAUCCGGGCAGAUAAACGCAUAAACGUGUGGCGUACUCCCGGCAAGAAGACAAUCCAACGGUGCGCUGUGAACCGAAGGCAGGUAGUCAUCGCUCUAACUGGUGGUGAGUUGGUGUAUUUUGAAAUGGAUGCCACCGGUCAGCUGAAUGAAUACACGGAACGAAAGGAAAUGCCUGCAGAUGUCAUCUGCAUGGCACUUGGACGUAUUCCGCCCAACGAGCAGCGUUCUCGCUUCCUGGCCGUUGGUCUGGCUGAUAACACUGUUCGAAUCCUCUCACUGGACCCUUCCGAUUGUCUAUCGCCCCUCACAAUGCAAGGCCUGCCGACAGCAGCUGAAUCUCUGUGUAUUGUUGAAAUGGGUGCCACGGAAACAGAAAACACGGCUGGUGGUGGUAUUCUCUACCUUAACAUCGGCCUCAACAACGGCGUCCUCUUCCGUGUGGUGUUAGAUCCAGUGACGGGCGAGCUCUCAGAUACUCGAACUCGUUACCUCGGUACAAGCCCUGUUAAACUAUUUCGCGUCGCCAUGCAGGGUGGUGAUGCGGUUUUGGCGGUGUCUAGUCGGUCAUGGCUUUCCUAUAUGUACCAGAGUCGAUUUCAUAUAAUCCCACUCUCCUAUGAGGCUCUUGAAUUUGCCUCGGGUUUCUCCUCGGAACAGUGCCCUGAGGGAAUAGUGGCUAUUUGCGAGAACUCUCUCAGAAUUCUAGCCUUGGAGAAGUUGGGCGCGGUUUUUAAUCAGACCAGCACUCUCCUCCAGUAUACACCACGAAGGUUCGUCUUCCAUCCUGAAUCAAAUAACAUGUUCAUAAUCGAAACUGAUCACAGCGCCUUUACGGACGAAGUGAAGGAGGAGAGGCGGAAAGAGAUGAACGAGCGAAUUCUCGCAUCAUUUGGUGAUGUGCGUGAGAGGGAGAAGGCGGCAGGCUUCCUUUCUCGGACAUUGCCGGAGGAUGUGUUUGGGUCUCCAAAGGCUGGUCCGGGCAUGUGGGCUAGCCUCCUACGUUUGAUGAACCCGCUCAGCGGAGAAACUCUUCAAAUCUGCAGAUUCGCUCAAAAUGAGGCUGCACAUGCUAUCACGUUGGCAACGUUCACUAAUCGGUGCGAGUUCUAUAUUCAGGCUUUUUUGAGUUAA